AUGGAGAUUGCGGCAAAGAGUAACUCGAAACGCAUGUAUUCAUGGUGGUGGGAUAGUCACAAUACCCCUAAAAACUCUAAAUGGCUUCAGGAGAAUCUUGCAGAUAUGGAUAGCAAUGUGAAGAAAAUGAUCAAGGUUCUUGAAGAAGAUGCAGAUUCAUUUGCUAGGCGAGCAGAGAUGUAUUACCGUAAACGUCCUGAACUCUUACAAUUGGUUGAAGAGUUCUAUCGUGCAUAUCGCGCAUUAGCCGAAAGAUAUAAUCAUGCAACCGGUGUAAUCCAUAAGGCUCAUCAGACUAUAUCAGAAGCGUUCCCAAGCCAAGUUCCCUUGAUAUUUGGUGAUGAAUCGCAUGAUGGUGCUUCAACAAAUGAUGUUGAUCCACAAACACCAGAUAUGCCUCCUCCUAUCCGAGCUCGGUUUGACCCAGAUACCGUAUCCGUAAAGAGGAAUAUAGAUUUUAGUGAAGAACCUCCGUUUGUGAGUAAUGGAAAAGCAAGAAAGGGACUGAAUUUUAAUGAUGGAGAUGGAAAAAGAAGAGAUGAUCUCAAGACCCAAUUUCUUUCAGAAUCUGAACGAGCUAGUAAAGCUGAGGCUGAAGUUGUGGCAUUAAAAGAUUCCCUUUCUAAAAUGCAGGCUGAAAAAGAAGCUAGCCUAGCUCAGUUUGAGAAGAAUUUGGAGAGACUGUCAAAUCUAGAAUCCGUAGUAUCUCGUGCACAAGAGAACUCAAGGGGACUUGAUGACAGAGCCGCAUGUGCAGAAGCUGAGGUCCAAACACUCAGAGAAACUCUCGAGAAACUAGAGUCGGAAAAGGAAUCCAGCCUUCUUCGGUAUCAGCAGUGCCUGCAAAAGAUAGCUGAUUUGGAAGACGGAAUCUCUGUAGCCCAUAAGGAUGCUGGAGAAAUAAAUGUGCGAGCCAGCAAAGCCGUAGCUGAAACUCUCGCCUUGAAGGAGAGCCUUGCUAAAGCUGAAACUGACAAGGAAGCUGCUCUUGUCCAAUACAAGCAAUGCUUGAAAACAAUAUCUAACCUAGAAGAGAGACUGAGGAAGGCUGAGGAAGAUGCGAGGCUUAUCAAUGAGCGGGCUGAGAAGGCUGGAGUAGAAGUUGAAAACUUGAAGCAAACAAUCUCGAAAUUGACUGAUGAUAAGGAAGCUUCUGUGCUUCAGUACCAACAGUGCCUGAACAUAAUUGCGGAUCUAAAACUCAAACUAUACCAUGCUCAAGAAGAAACCCAAAGGCUUAACAGUGAAUUAGAGGAUGAAGUUGCUAAGUUAAAGUUUUCUGAGGAGAAAUGCCUUGUGCUUGAGAGAUCUAAUCAGAAUCUUCACUCUGAGCUGGAUGGUCUCUUGGAGAAACUGGGAGAUCAAAGUCACAAGCUCACGGUGAAGCAAUCAGAGCUAGUCAAAUUGUGGAGUUGUGUACAAGAAGAGCAUUUGCGUUUCCAGGAAGCUGAGACCGCGUUUCAAACCCUACAGCAAUUGCACUCUCAGUCUCAAGAGGAGCUAAAUAACUUGGCUGUGGAACUCCAAACCAGGUCCCAAAUCAUGAAAGACAUGGAGAUCCGAAACAAUGAGUUGCAUGAGGAAAUUCAGCAAGCAAAGGUUGAGAACAAAGGUCUUAAUGAGCUCAAUCUCACUUCGGGAGCAUCAAUAAAAAGUUUGCAAGAGGAUGUCUCAAGCUUAAAGGAAACAAUACAAAAACUUGAAACAGAGGUCAAACUAAGAGUGGACCAGAGAAAUGCUUUGCAGCAAGAAAUAUACGGUCUUAAAGAGGAAUUAAGUCAUGUAGAGAAGAAACACGAGUUGGUUGGGUCAUCAGCCAGAGAGUUGCAGGAGGAAAACUCAACCCUAAAAGAAUGCAAUGAGAUAGAAAAAAGCGAAAAGAUGGCUCUUCUUGAGAAGCUGGAAACUAUGGAAAAACUUGUUCAGAAAAACCUUUUGUUGGAAAACUCAAUAUCAGAAUUGAAUUUUGAGUUGAAAGCAAUCAAAGGAAAGCUGAAUAUGUUGAAGGAAGCCUGUCAGUCACUCGCAGAAGAGAAAUCAGGUCUAAUUUCUGAAAACCAACACACUGCAAUUGAGAACAUCGUCCUUGUUGAAUUUCUUCGACAACUUAACGCAGAUGCAGUCGGUAUUGCAACAGAAAAGAAGAACCUUGAGGGUAAGGCAAGGAAGACUGGUGGUAAGUUAAUAGAUGCAGAAACUGAGAAUUUCCAGUUGAAGAGAAACCUGAUUUCUAUCAGAUCAGCCAAAGAUGAUUUAGAAGAUGAAAUUGCUAAUAUGAAGGAUCAGUUACGCGAGAAGGAGAAGAAACUUGAAGAAAUCAAAGUGGAGAAAGAAAAGCUGAAUCACGAGGUUUUUAAAGAGAGAAGUGAGGCUGAACUGUGGGAGUCUCAAGCUGCAACAUUCUUCUGCGAUAAACAGAUCUCUGCUGUACAUGAAACAUUGAUUGAAGCGACGAAUCUUAAGCUAGCUGAAGCCUGCAAGAAUCUUGAAAGUAGGAGCGCAUCGAAAGACAUGGAUAUUGAAAAGCUUAAAAGAAGCCAAGCUAUUGUUUUGUUGAAUGAAAGCAUUAAAUCUUUGGAGGACUAUGUUUACGUGCGACGUGAAAUUGACGAUGGACUUUCCAAUGGUGAUGAUGAAUUCCUCGAGUUGGAAGAUAUGUGUUUGAGAAUCAAAGCUAUUGCAGAGGCAGUAAUGGAAAAGGAAAGGUUUUUGGUGCUUGAGAACACGAAUGCCUACACUAUGCUCGAGGCAGCAUUGAAACAAGUCAAAGACUUAAAAACCGGAGGAGGAAGAAGCAUGAGGAAGCCGCAAGAAGGAGGAAGUGGCAGAACGCGGAAGCAGAGUCACGAAAUCGAGAUGGUAAUGAAAGAUAUUGUGCUUGACCAAACGUCUGAUGGAUCAUCAUAUGAGAUAGUAAGUAAGAGAGGUAAUUUGGAGUUAGAUUGUCACAGUUUCGUUGAGCUAAAGCCGGUGAAGACUCGCAAGACAGAAACUGCGGUUAAAGCGAAAGGUAAAUCCUUGUCUGAAGAGUCAUUGAUCGUCGAUAAAUUAGAGAUUUUCGAUGGAUGCAUGGAUCCAAACGUAGAAGUAAACAAGAGGAAAGUUCUCGAAAGACUUGAUUCGGAUUUACGGAAGCUGGAGAAUCUUCAGAUCACAGUAGAAGAUUUGAAAAACAAAGUCGAAAUAGAGGAGAAAGACAAGACGAAAGUAGGAGACGAAUACGAAACGAUCAGAGGACAGCUCGAAGAAGCAGAGGAAGCAAUAGAGAAACUGUUUAACGUUAAUCGAAAGCUGACCACAAAAGCAGAGUCAGAGAAGGAGAGUAAUCGAAGAAGGCGAAUAUCGGAACACGCGAGAAGAGGAUCAGAGAAGAUUGGGAGAUUACAGUUGGAGAUACAGAGGAUACAGUUUCUGUUGAUGAAACUUGAAGGAGAGAAAGAGAAUCGAGCUAGGUCGAAGAUUUCGGAUUCCAAAUCGAAAGUUCUUCUUCGGGAUUAUAUCUAUGGUGGAUCGAGAAGCGUAACGAUGAAGAAAGCGACGAAGAAAAGGUCGGCGUUUUGCGGUUGCGUUCAGCAGCUGCGGUCUCCUUGA
Arabis nemorensis is the source of this 3591-nucleotide messenger RNA. The record is from the annotation of a GenBank genome assembly. NCBI's taxonomy places the organism in Eukaryota, Viridiplantae, Streptophyta, Magnoliopsida, Brassicales, Brassicaceae.